GACGUGAAGCAAGUCUUCGGCAGGCGUCAACAGCAACAUUGAAAAGGGUAGAGUCAUACGUGCUGCUUCUUUCACAGCAGGAGCGUAUCGCCGCCUAGGGGUGCUUGCCCAUACCCUCUGACAUGGACGAUUCCACAUUACGUAGGAGGUAUUUUGUAUCCAUUCCUGUCCGCUAAGGUGUCCUGCUUCAACUUCAAAGUCGAUUAUCUACCACCUUGUUUUAUUUUACCGUUUGAAUUUAAAUGCGUGCUAAACUUAUUCCAUUCGGUGCAGUUUCGAAGAUCACGUCUCGCCUAGAGAAAUCAGUAACACCCCCUUAUUUUGCCACAUUCAAGUUCAUCACUCUAGGGCGGAAGGGCUGGGGGGAACUUGUGCUGUCAAAGUAACACUAGUGGAGACUUGUGGAGUUCUGAAUAUUCUCGGCAGCAUAUAUAUAUAUAUAUAUAUUAAAGAAAAGCGUGUGUGAAGCAAGCUCCGAUGAUGGAGGGUCAACGAUGGCUGCCGCUGGAAGCGAACCCCGACGUGAUGAACCAAUUUCUCAAAAAUGUAGGUUUACGUCCCACUUGGCAGUUUGGAGACGUUUAUGGAUUGGACCCUGAACUUCUGUCCAUGGUGCCAAAGCCUGUUUGCGCAGUUUUGCUUCUUUUCCCAGUAACAGAAAAGUAUGAAUCUUAUAGACAAGAAGAAGAAUCAAAAAUAAACUCUCAAGGACAAGAAAUUAGUUCACAGGUCUAUUUCAUGAAGCAAACAAUAAACCUAAACCAUGCCUGUGGAACAGUUGGCCUUAUUCAUGCUGUUGCAAACAACCAAGAUAAACUGGAAUUUGAAUCUACCUCAGCACUGAAAAAAUUUCUGAACGAAUCUAGAUCUAUGUCACCUGAAGAAAAAGCUAGCUAUCUUGAAAAAAAUGAGAGCAUUCACGUUACUCAUGAAUGUAGUGCACAAGAAGGACAGACUAAAGCACCAAGUGUAGAUGAAAAAGUAGACCUUCGUUUCAUUGCAAUUGUAAAUGUGAGUGGAUGCUUAUAUGAAUUAGAUGGAAGUAGACCAUUCCCAAUAGUUCAUGGAAAUACCACUGAAGAUACAUUUUUGCAGGAUGCUGCUGAAGUAUGCAAGAAGUUUAUGGCUCGUGACCCUGAAGAGCUAAGAUUUACUGUUGUGGCUUUUUCCAAAGUAUAAUGCUCCUGCUGUAACAGAGCAAUUUCAAAAACACUUAAAGUGCUGCCAAGUGUUCUUAGAUGCUGACAGUUUUCGAAUAACAUGUUUACAAAUAUCAGGUUUGAUUUAAAAGGACACAUUUUGAUAAAUAUGUCCAAACCAAAAACAUUUCUUUAAAACAAUAAGAAUAUUAUUGAAGCAAAUAUAUGAAUUUCCUAGUUAUAAAGCCAUGACAUGAUUAGAAUAAUAAUGUAGGGUAAAAAUGUGUCAACUAAUAUUUUACAUUUUGGUUAUAUGCAAUGUUCUCCAUCCCAAUAAAAUGAAAUUUAACAAUGUUAAUAUUGAUUUAUUCUAUUGAUUUAUUCAUUUAGCCCGGUGUACUUCCACCAUUUCAUACAUGUAAUGGAAAUUUGCAGUGUAUAUUCCAUAUAUGCAGCUUUGAUGCUUCAAAAAUAAACUGAUUUAAGGUUUUUA
Messenger RNA from Polypterus senegalus (gray bichir), 1632 nucleotides. RefSeq names its product ubiquitin carboxyl-terminal esterase L3 (ubiquitin thiolesterase) (gene uchl3). Lineage: Eukaryota; Metazoa; Chordata; Cladistia; Polypteriformes; Polypteridae. Gene Ontology annotation, molecular function: cysteine-type deubiquitinase activity. Gene Ontology annotation, cellular component: cytoplasm. Bases 478 to 1179 code for a protein of 233 amino acids. The record is from RefSeq and is a predicted model, not a curated record. Gene Ontology annotation, biological process: protein deubiquitination; ubiquitin-dependent protein catabolic process. The transcript is spliced from 10 exons.